Molecule: messenger RNA, 2830 nt
Organism: Porites evermanni
Lineage: Eukaryota; Metazoa; Cnidaria; Anthozoa; Scleractinia; Poritidae
Source: the annotation of a GenBank genome assembly
CAGGGUUUACUUUCACUGCUGAAAAAGCUGAAAUCAAGCAGUAGCAAAGAACUGAAGAUUCUCUUCCUCGGUUUGGACAAUGCCGGGAAGACAACGAUUUUGAAAUUCAUGGCUAACGAGGACAUUCAGCACAUCACGCCGACCCAGGUAUUCGACGGCAUUGCUGUUUUAGAGAACGGUCGAUACUAAUAUGCUAAAGCUGAACUUGUUCUCUUGCAGGGAUUUAAUAUUAAAUCCGUCCAAAAAGAUGGAUUUAAGAUGCAUGUCUGGGACAUAGGAGGUACUAAAAGAGAUUUCCUUUCGAAUAUUGUUGGGUUUUUCCUUGAACGAUCUGUUCUUAACUUCUUUAGCGCUACCUGUAUAAAAUAACACAAAAUUAAUGCUACUUUCUUAAGUUACUUGUCAGUUUUGAAGUUUAAGUGUUAACAGAUUGGGUGUUUUAUGUCAUUUAAGGACAAAGAACCAUUCGUCCAUACUGGAGAAACUAUUUUGAACAAGUUGAAUGUUUGGUAGGUGAUGUUGAAAGUUUAUGUAAUAUGCCGAUCAAUUCGAAUUCAGCAUCCUCCCUUCCCCCUCCCAGGCAAACCCUGGAUGUCUGUCCAUCACUUUGGCCCAGGGAGUGUGGAAUUUGACCACAAUUUGAAGCCUGGGAUGGGUCAAAAUUUUGUCCAUCUGACUGGAAUGAUUCACCUGUUAGCAGGGAAUUUAGUAGCAGAUUUUUUAUAAAAAUUCAAACCCCCACCCAUUCCCUUCAUCUCAACCCCCCCCUUGCCCCCCCCCCCCCCCCCCCCCCCCCCCCCCCCCCCCCCCCCCUCCUCUCCCCCUCUUCCCUUGAUUUUUUUUUUUUUUUCUUUUGUUUUUUUUUUUUUGGUUUGGUGUUCAAUCAGGGGGUGGGGAGAGAGGGGGGGGGGUGAGGGGAGGGUGGUUGUGUUAACAAAACAAAACACUAGAAUUAUUCUUUUUCAUAAAAAUUUUCAUUUCCUUUUUUGUUUAUUUUUUUUUUAUGUACCAAAUUUUAAGCCCGGGGUGGGGUAAAAAUUUUGCCCUUUUCCUGGAAUUUUUCCCCUUUUUGAAGGGAAUUUUGUUACAAAUUUUUUUUAAAAAAUCAAACCCCCCCCCCCUCCCUCUCCCCCCCCCCCCCCCUCCCCCCCCCCCCCCCCCACCCUGCUGCCCCUGCCUGCUUUACUUUGAUAGCUACAUCAUACGUGGAUUUUCGUUUGUCUUCUCAAGGUGUAUGUUGUAGACAGCUCGGAUCAAAAGCGGUUAGAGGAGACUGGCGUGGUAAGUAACUAAGGUUGAUUCUACUAAACACUACAACACCUGAUGAUUUUACUUUACAAGAGCUGAGUCCAAUGCUCUUUGAAGUAUGUUUUGAUAAUGAUAUCAUGGGAGGAACUAUGCGCACCAGUCCAAACUCAUAUUGUCUUUAGAAAAACAAGCUGGAGUUCAAAAAUAAUUGCUUAAAGAGCCAUCUUGACUAAGUCACAACAUAGUUCUCCAUAUUUAAAGUAGCUUCAGUUUAAGCUGCAAUCAUUCUUCGAAAUUUGGAUCUGUGAAUCACUAUCCGUGAGAAUUAAACAUCCUGCAAAAAACACUAAUCUGUGACAAAACAUUGUGGGAAACAAUCACAUUCAUGGACAAAAGAAAAUUUCUUUCAGUGAUUCAGAUCAAGGAGGGAUUUUGAAGAAAAUUCAACAACCUAAAACCCUUAUUUAGCCGCAAUGAAGAACUUAACGUUUCAAAAGAGGUCAACUUAAGAAAAUGCUCUUGCAUCAGCGGGCAAAUCAUACCCAUCAGAAACAAUAACCGCAGAAAAUUAAUAUACAUGUCAUGACCUCUCAGCUUGAAACAAGCGGCAAAAAUCACAUUUUCUCAAUCAAAACGUAGACCCCUCCAGAGCAUAAUCUAACCAUAAGAGAAAAAAUUCAUUGGAACAAGCAUUAUUUUUACAUAAGGUAAGUUGUGUGUGCCUACCAACCCCCUUUUUACACUCCAAACUGCUCACACUUGCAUAAGGGAUUAGGACCACUUGAAAUACUCUCGCAAGAAAUUUGAAAGAUUCCAACUCAUUGACAUUUCAACAGUUUGACAGCCAAAAUCUAAUUAUCUCAAACGUACCAAAAAUAGGUGGAAGAGGGUCGGAAAAUAAAUGAUCACAGGCUCUCUCUCCCUUCCUUUUUCCUUUUUCCCGCACUGCCAACUUUUACGCUCCAUGUACCUUUACUUUCACGUCUUCCCCCCCGGUGUCUGGGAGCCUGGAACAGGCUACUUCAAAUGGAGAGGUUGCUCCCAGGCCAUCACAUUUCUUAGUAUUCACCUGCAUUUCCUGUUGGACAGACCAGUUUAUGUUAGGAAUUCCAAGGGAAAAUUCUCGCUAUUUACAUACCAAGCACAUCCACUAUGACUCCAUGUCUCCUUUUUAACCAUCUCAACCAACCCUUAACAAUUAGCAACACUACUACACUCACACAUGCCUGACUCACCCAAAAAUCCUCACACAUGCAAAAUGCAAUGAUGCCCAGGUGUACGCUCCCACAGCAUCUUGUUUCUAUUGCAUCUUAACCUGUAUAUAACAAAGCAAGAAAAUUUGUUGCUUUGGUUUAGGAGAGAGCUGUUGACCAAACAUCAUGGACCUACACGCAACUUCCCACUCUCCUGCCUCCACAAAUACAGCUAUCCCCAAGAACUGCACCAGUACAAAAAUUUUUUUCUUUGAUUUCAGGAAUUUAAGGACCUUUUAGAUGAGGACAAAUUAUGUGGUGUCCCUGUUCUUGUAUUUGCAAACAAACAAGAUUUAUUGAAUGCCAAGUCUCCAGCAGAGGUGAGGUAA